UAUUAAAAUCAAGUCCACCAAGCUCCUUCUCCCUGCCACCAACCCUAAAACCCUACUAGGUUAUACCAGCCCUAAAAAAAAUGGCGAUUCUCUCUGUCGCCCGUAGCCGACACUCGCUCCCACCCCGCUUCAUAGUCAGCUGCCUCUCAAAAAGCAACGCUUCCUCCAUUACUGAUGACACUUCCUUAGCCUCAUCUGCUUCUUCACCGCUUUCCCCUUCCGCCGCCAAGUCCCUCCUUCUCAGGGAGUACGAUCCCGACGAAGCCCUCUCCAUCAUCUCCUCCGUCCCGAAGUCCUCUUCUUCCCCCGCCUCUUCCCGCUUUGCCUUCGAUCUCGCCGUCCGCCGCCUCGCCACCGCCCGCCGGUUCGCCGACGUUGAAUCCCUUCUCGAGUCCCGCAAAUCUGAUCCUGCAGCUGCUCAAGAAUCUUUCGUAGCAACCGUUAUUCUAGCCUACGGCUCCGCGCGCAUGCUCGACCAUGCUAUCUCUACGUUCGAGGACGUUUGCCGCCUCUGCUCCACCCCUCCCACGACUCUAUCCUUCAACGCUCUCUUAUCAGCCGCCGUGCGCGCCAAGAAGCACCGCAAGGUUCGCAAGCUCUUCAAAGAGCUAUCCGAGAAACAUUCCAUUUCCCCUGAUGCGGUCUCCUACAGCAUCCUAGUUAAGGCCUUAUGCCUUUCCGGAAAGGCUCAUAGAGCCCUUGAGAUUCUCAAGGAGAUGGAAGAGAAGGGCUUUAAGAUUACAAGUUUCAUCUACACGACUCUUCUUGAUUCGCUUUACAAGAAAGGAGAGCAAGAGAAGGCCGAGGAGCUCUGGAAUGUGAUGACGGAGAAAGGUUGCAAACCAGAUUUGGCUACUUAUAAUGUAAAGGUCAUGCAGAAGGCCCUUCAUGGGAGUCCAGAGGAGGUGCUAGAGUCCAUUGCAGUGUUAGAAGCUGCUGGGUUGAAGCCAGAUGAGAUCACAUAUAACUAUCUCAUGACCUGCUACUCCCGGGCUGGGAGAUUUGAUGAUGCGAUUGAGGUUUAUAAAGGUCUGAAGAAUAAGGCUUGUGAGCCGAAUGCAGCAACGUUUAAGAUUAUGCUGAAUUGCUUUUGUGAAAAAGGGGAUUUUGAUGCUGGCUUUGAUCUUUUUAAGGACAGCAUGAAGCAUAAUAGGAUUCCUGAUUUCCGGACGCUCAGGCCUUUCGUGGAGUGGUUAGCAAAAAACUCGAAGGUAGAGGAAGCUAAAAUGGUGAUCAGUGUGGUAAGGCAGAGGUUCCCUGAGAGUUUGAUCCGUGGUUGGAAGGUGGUUGAGGAAGAGCUUGGUUUGAGUACAAAUAGACAAGAUUUUGAUCAAGUUGAAGCUGCUGAAAGCUGAAUUGUUGAAAAUGCAGUAAAAAUUGUGUUUUCAUAUGAUGAUGGACUGGUGCAUUAACAAUUCACAUAGGCUGAUUCAGGCUUUGUUGGAAAAUGCGGGUUUCUUAAAUGUAUUUGUGAUUGGCCUCCUUCAACGAAGAGGUAUAUGGUUUUGUUUCUGCCAAGCUUUUUGUCAUAUUAUUUAUGUUAACUUCACCUGGUAUUGUGGCAAUAAGUUAAUAUUUUAAUUA
Messenger RNA from Phalaenopsis equestris, 1584 nucleotides. Its product is annotated as pentatricopeptide repeat-containing protein At4g36680, mitochondrial. Gene Ontology annotation, molecular function: protein binding. Gene Ontology annotation, cellular component: chloroplast. The transcript has a single exon. The record is from RefSeq and is a predicted model, not a curated record. The coding region runs from base 81 to 1355 and encodes 424 amino acids. NCBI's taxonomy places the organism in Eukaryota, Viridiplantae, Streptophyta, Magnoliopsida, Asparagales, Orchidaceae.